Messenger RNA from Fundulus heteroclitus (mummichog), 2126 nucleotides. RefSeq names its product apolipoprotein O, b (gene apoob). Lineage: Eukaryota; Metazoa; Chordata; Actinopteri; Cyprinodontiformes; Fundulidae. The transcript has 9 exons. The coding region runs from base 61 to 744 and encodes 227 amino acids. Gene Ontology annotation, cellular component: MICOS complex. Gene Ontology annotation, biological process: cristae formation. The record is from RefSeq and is a predicted model, not a curated record.
CACCAACGCGCAUGCGCAAAGCGCUCCCUCUCCGGCUUGCCGUAGUUAUAAGUCAUCUGAAUGAGAAUGUCUUCUGUCAAACUGGUGUCGCUGUGGGCCGCUGCGCCUGGGCUGACGGCGCUGCUGAGCGGCUCGGUGCUGGGCGCCGGUGAGGCGAAGAAGAAGAAGAGCAGCCAGGCUGUGCUGAGCAUCGAUGAGUUGCCGUCUCUGUACACCACACCUGAACCCACACCUGUCCACCUGGAGGCGGAGGCCGGGCGGCUGGAGCAGAGCGUGGCGUCGCUGAGGAAGUGGGCGGAGCCAUACACCGACCUGUGUCAGCAGAACGUCCAGGCUGCAGUGGAGAAAGCUGAGCGGGUCUACAGGACGGCGGAGCCGACCAUCAACGCGUCGGCAUCGACCAUCAGAGAGACGUACCGGUUCCUCAGCGACCCGCCUCCGGACCUCUACCCCCGGGUCGGGGUGGUCGGGUUCUCCGGCUUCCUGGGCCUCUACCUAGCCAAAGGGUCCAGGAUGAAGCGGCUGGCAUUCCCCGCGGGCCUCAUGGCCCUCAGCGCCUCCAUGUUCUACCCCCAGCAGGCCGCCGCCGUGCUCAAGGUGAGUCGAGACCAGGUGUUGCUUUGGACUCAGCAGGGUCGCGUUGCUAUGGAGACUCUAUGGAAACGACCUCCAGCCGGUGAGAAAAAGGCGGUGAAACCUGAGAAGACGGCGCAGGAAGCAGAGAGCGGCGCCACAAACAGCUGAGCCUGACCUUCCUUUAGAUACACAGAACCUCGCCGGGCUCCGGAUCAGAACAUGUGAGCUUUAUACCAACAGUCGUUCUGAGCAGCGCCGCCUUUUCCCAGAAGCAGUUUGGCUCGUUGUGUUUUAAAUUUGCUUCUUGGAAUCGGCUCUCCAAGGUCGUCCUCCUCUUUUCUCACAUCUGUGAGCUCAGCUCUCUGACGACACAGAUCACCGUGUCCCAGAACCGGAUCCGGUACCUCCCAGAACCCCAAACUGACACUAAACUGCUAAAAUCAGCCGUCUGGGAUCAGUUUAAACUCACUUUGGGUUGUUUUACUAAAGCAAAAGAGAAUUGACUUUAUUCUUCCUUCUCUCACUGUUGAAUAAACUAUGAUAAAAUGUCUGAGUUUGAAAACUGUACUCAUAAAUUCCCAAAACUAUGAACUUUAUGCCUUUUUUUUUUAUUUUGAGGAAAUGCAUCAUCAGACCUAAAGAUGCAUUAGAAUUUGCUCAUUAGGACCCAGAUUCACAUCAGAUGAUUUAUUUUAUUUAUGAUGUGUCUGGAUUUUGUUGUUGUGGUCAGACUUCCUGCUCAGACGUUUUCUUUCAGACCAUCUCAUGAUGCGUCAGGUCCUCUGAAUCAGUCCUAAAUAUGAUUAAAUGGCCGUUUAUCCAUCACUACAUGUGCUUGUUUUUUACUAAAUGUCAUUAAAUAUGUGGUUUAUGGUCAUAAAACAGCUGUUUGGUGGUUUGGAAAGAUUUUCCUGUUUAUUUUUGUGUAAUUGUGUUUUUCAUGACAGUUCUGCUGGAACAUAAUACAUAUUUAGCCUAAUUUAAUUGGUGAGACGUCUGAUUUUGGAUGUUCCUAACUUAAAUUUUUAUACAUAUUAUUUUGCCGUGAGAUUUCAAUCACUGACAUAACAUCAGAAAUGUGGUUUUAUUGGGAUUUAACCUAAAAUCUGUAAUCUGGACACGCAGACCUGAGCGGAUCCACAGGGAGCUGGCAGGUCUGAAUCGACCACCAGAGGGCGUGAGAGGUGACUCUGGCAGUUACCUGAGCGUCCUACAGUAUGAUAUAACAGGCUAGAGGACACGGAUGGAGACAGAUGACUGUGGCAACCGCUCAAAGAGAAGAAGAAGAAGAAUCUCUUAUGUUGAGCUUCAUUUCUCAUCGGACCAGAAACAUUUUUCUACGUUUAGCAACGUUUCUGCUGCUGAACAUCCAGGUUUUAAUCGGCUUUUUAUUUCCCCGUUUCAGUUUCGUGUUUCAGAUUUCCAGCUGAGGCUCUAGGGUCCGGUUCCUGAAUCACUGAGACAAGAGUUUGUUUUCACUGUUAAAAUCCAAACAUUUUGAGCAAAUUUCCAUCAAACGAGUUUCUAAACUAAAAAAAAAAAAAAAAAAA